UCUUGCCCCGUUCCUAGUGCACCAGCGCGCUGCUCAGAAGGCUGAUCGUCAUGAACCAUGUGUGUCUCUGCCGGUUGCGCUGGAUAUCUUAAGUAUCAUUUUGAGUGCAUUUCCACGGAUAAACGAGUCGCGUCCAAGGUCCGGGCUAUUGGAUAUCAGCCGAACUCGCUGUCUGUUGCACAGAAGGAAAUACCACGAGAGAGCUCCGCGUUUCGUUCCACGCUUGGAUGACAAAGACAUUGAUUUGAGUGGGAAAGUACGCGCCUGGACAACAAAAAAAUGGAAAAUGUACUCUUUGCUGCUUUAACUUUUUUGACAACUUUAGCCCUCUGUGAGGGCAGAGUCGUCAAGGUCCCUGACGGCCCCCUGGUGCGCGUGGAGGGCCAGGACGUGGCCAUCCUGUGCACCGUGUCCAACUAUGAGGGGCCGCGCGACCAGGACUUCGAGUGGAUAAUGGUGCAGGCGGGGACCAAGUACCAGAUCGUGUCCACGUUCGACAGCCGUUUCCCGGACGAUCUCUUCAAGGACCGCGUGGCCAGCGGCGCCAUCAGUAUCAAGAAGCUCAGCGACUCGUCGGCCGAGCUGCGCAUCAAGAAGGUGCGGGCCACGGACAGCGCCACCUACCAGUGCAGUACCCCCAGCACCGACACCACGACCAGCGGGAACUACGAGGCCGAUGUGGAGCUCAGAGUAAUCGGUGACAGCCUGACCGUGGUGCCCUCCAUCCCAAAGUUGGCCGUGUCAGAAGGCGAGCAGCUGGAACUCUACUGCAAUGCCACCAGGUCCUUCUCCGAGCACACCUCGCUGUCCGUCACCUGGUCCCUGAAGAAAAACGACGUCUUGACCUUCGGGCCGGACGACAAGGUCACGGUGGGAGAUAACUACGCCCAGCGCUACGUGGACGGAGGCCUGCGUCUGGACCUGCGCGGGGGCGGGCUGUACGGGCUGGCGGUACUGGGGGCGCGGCCGGAGGACCAGGGGAAGUACGUGUGCACGGCCCGGGAGUGGGUGAGGCAGGCGGACGGCUCCCUGACCAAGAUCCUGGAGAAGAGUGAAGACAUGGGGAAGGUCACCGUCACACCAACAGCCCAGUCUAUGGCAGUUACCGUGGCAAAGAACACAACCCUAAACAUGGAGGACACCCUCAACCUCACCUGCUCUGUUGCCGCCGGCAACACCGCCCCCCUGGCUUUGGAGGUCGAGUGGCUAAAGUCUGACGGUUCUGACGCUCCGCAAGUUCUGAUCCGCAUGGACCGGGACGGCACCGUGACUGGCGGCUCGACCCAGCUGGGGAUGUUCCGGGUCACGACGAGGGAGUUCCAGCUCAUCUUGCAGAAGGUGGAGCGGUCCAACUCUGGCCAGUACUCGUGCCGUGUCCGGGCCUGGCUUCCCCAGGGCAGCAGCUCCAAAUGGUACCAGGCGGCCGAGGUGACGUCCCAACCGGUCCAGGUUCUGGUGACUCAGCUCGAGCCUGAGUUCACCGUCUCCCUCAGUGCUGCCACCGCCCCCCAGUUCACCUACGACCCCACAGAGCUCCACUGUGCGGUCUCCGACAUCCUCAACUUGCGUGACGACGCACGCCUGGGGGUCACCUGGACUUACCAAGACGAUACACCCGGAGACGUGUCCUCCGGCCUGGAAACCAUUGCCACGCUGAAUGAGCAAGGGACCCUGGUGCCUGGCUCGGCCUACGAGAAGAGGCUGAAGUCUGGGGACAUUGCGCUGAGCCGGGGGGAGUCCAACGUGUUCAAGAUGAGGCUGGUGCGCACCCGGACCCAGGACAUGGGGGCGUAUUCGUGCAGCGUGGUUGCCUGGAGCCCCUCUAGGCAAGGGGGCUGGGAGAAGGCCAAGGAAACCCCAUCUGCACAGGUCCCCAUCCGCUGGAGCCCCAAGACUCCGGUUGUAAGUGUGGUGGCCCACCGUGUUCGAGAGGCCUCCAGCGCUGGCUCCACCUUCGAGAUGAGCUGCCAGGUGACGGGCCAGAACCUGCAGAACCCCGGCUACUCUGUCCUGGUCCGCACGGAGGAGAAGGCCGGCGCCGCGUCCCGAAAGGUCCUCUCCCUGAGCCCUGACUCUGUUCUGCAGCUGGAGGAGUGGACGGAACCGGGCCGCGUGGACAGCGUGGCUCUGGAGAAGACCGGCCCGCUGGAGUACCGGUUCCGCCUGUACGGGGCCCAGCUGAGCGACCGCGGGUUCUACUACUGCGACGUGACCGCUUUUACCCGGGAACAGGGAGGCGGUGCUACUGGUUCUGAUGCUGGAGCUGGUACCGGGUCGGCUGGAGGAACGGACUGGAGCCGGGUGGUCAGCGGCGAGUCCAACAAGAUCCAGAUUGCCUUUGAGGACACAGGUCCAGUAUUCAAUGUGUCCAUUCAUUCUGAGAAGCACAGUGUGGCUCCAGGAGAGACCGCUAAACUACAGUGCAUCAUCGAGGUCCAAGGAGCCUCUCCCAACAGAGGUGACGUGUCAUUCGAGGUGCAGUGGUUCCACUCCGGCUUCCACGGCGCGCAGAACGGAGGGGCGGAGCCUCUCAUCAGCAUGGACCGCUGGGGAUUGGUGAGGAAGAACCCGGCGGCCUCGUCCUCGGCCAAUCAGACCGCAGGAUCAACUCCGGCGCCGGACUGCAGCUUGGAGAGGAGCGACGCCCACACCUACACGCUGAGCGUGCACGGGGCGCGGAGCUCGGACGCAGGGGAGUACCACUGCAUCGCCACUCCCUGGCUGCUGGCACCCGCCUCUGGGUCGUGGACCCAGGGCACACAGCUCACCUCGCCCCCCGCAUACGUCUCCAUACGACUGGCAUUGUGGGAGUCGGUGCGUCUGCCCCUGCUGUACGGGGUGGCUGCGGCCUGCGGAGUGGGCCUGAUCUCCAUCUUGCUGGGCCUGAUGUGCGCCCAGUGCUGUUGCCGUAACAACCUGCACACGCCCCGCUCCGGCAACAAGCUAAUGGACAUGGAGAUGGAUUGACUAACCGCCCCGCCCUUCCCGCCACUGCGCCGCGCCUUCCCCGGACGCGGGCCGGACUCGGGCCGAGACCGGCACCACCGCGACAGAGACCGGGAGCGGGACGACCUCAAUGGCGGCUUUCCCCCGUUCACCCCACUGUCCACUGACUCACUCCCUUCAAUGUGAUACACAACCUUGAGGAGGGGUGGGAAGGGAGGAGGAGGAUGUUUUUCUCUUGAAAGAUACUGUGACGUGUUACUGUAGCCACAUACAGUGCACUGACAUAUACACACUGACAGACAUGUGCCAUUCACACAAAUACAUAUACACACACACACACGUACCUGCUCGGGCACACCAGUAUCACACACACACACACACACACACACACACACACACACACACACACACACACACACACACACACACACACACACACACACACACACACACACACACACACACACACACAAAGAGAGAAACAUCCUAUUGGACAGAGCUGUAUUGUCAUAAAGGGGCACAGAUGUGUGUGUUGCAGGAAGAUUGGAGUCCUCCUGGAGCGCCUACUAUCAUAAAGCCUCAAUGACAUGCCACACAGUGGGGGAGAAGAGGGGGAUCGUAGGAAGGGCGGGAUAGUCACCGUUUUUAUGAUGCAAAAGUAUAUUUUAUAUGAGCGUUCUCUGAAGAGGUUUAUCGCGAAAAGACUUUGCUUCAAGGACACAAAAGUAUUUUAUUGUUGACUGUGUGUGUGUGUGUGUGUGUGUGUGUGUGUGUGUGUGUGUGUGUGUGUGUGUGUGUGUGUGUGUGUGUGUGUGUGUGUGUGAGUGUGUGAGUGUGUGAGUGUGUGUGUGUGUGUGUGUGUGUGUAUGUGCGUGUGUGUGUGUGUCAAUCUUGUGGGUCAUUCCCUUCCUGUAAAGGCCAUUGUUAUGCUCAUUUGAGGUUGAACUGAACCAUGAUAUGCACUUCUCUCAGGAAACCACACCAGCCGUGGUAUCGUGAGUGAGAAAAAACACACACACACACACACACCAACCACAAUACAACACACA
Molecule: messenger RNA, 3995 nt
Organism: Engraulis encrasicolus (European anchovy)
Lineage: Eukaryota; Metazoa; Chordata; Actinopteri; Clupeiformes; Engraulidae
Product: prostaglandin F2 receptor negative regulator-like
Exons: 10
Coding region: 280-2967 (895 amino acids)
Cellular component (GO): membrane
Source: RefSeq, a predicted model, not a curated record